Messenger RNA from Pungitius pungitius (ninespine stickleback), 4393 nucleotides. Its product is annotated as serine/threonine-protein kinase BRSK2-like. The transcript has 20 exons. The coding region runs from base 312 to 2786 and encodes 824 amino acids. NCBI's taxonomy places the organism in Eukaryota, Metazoa, Chordata, Actinopteri, Perciformes, Gasterosteidae. The record is from RefSeq and is a predicted model, not a curated record. Gene Ontology annotation, biological process: microtubule cytoskeleton organization; protein phosphorylation; intracellular signal transduction. Gene Ontology annotation, molecular function: ATP binding; tau-protein kinase activity; protein serine/threonine kinase activity. Gene Ontology annotation, cellular component: cytoplasm.
UAGGGGGGAUGUAUCGGCAGUAGAUGCCGUCCCAUCGUCAGAUCACACCCUCCGGGCUGCAGACCCGCUCCUCCGGCACCAGCACCAUGACGCCCGGGUUCAGACCCGCGAUCUGAGCGCGCGCAGGGACCGGACGUGGAGACAUACGCGCACGUGCACGCACGCACGGGGGGAGGGUAGGGUAAGGGGGGCGGCGGCGGGGGGGGGGGAAUAUUACAGCUACCAAAAAACCCCAAGAGGACAGGAACGCCGACCGAAGCGAAGUCCUCCACCGCGGAGAAAGAGACCGAAUCCCAUCCGCCAGAAGCAUCAUGACGUCGGCCAAAGACAGCGGGCACUACGCCAACUACGUGGGACCGUACCGCCUGGAGAAGACGCUGGGCAAAGGACAGACAGGUCUGGUGAAGCUGGGCAUCCACUGCGUCACGUGUCAGAAAGUCGCCAUAAAGAUCGUCAACAGAGAGAAGCUCAGCGAGUCGGUUCUCAUGAAGGUGGAGCGGGAGAUCGCCAUCCUGAAGCUCAUCGAGCAUCCUCACGUCCUGAAGCUGCACGACGUCUACGAGAACAAGAAGUACCUGUACCUGGUGUUGGAGCACGUGUCCGGCGGCGAGUUGUUCGACUACCUGGUGAAAAAGGGCCGGCUGACGCCCAAAGAGGCCCGAAAGUUCUUCAGACAGAUCAUCUCAGCCCUGGACUUCUGCCACAGCCACUCCAUAUGCCACAGAGAUUUGAAGCCGGAGAACUUGUUGCUGGACGAGAAGAACAACAUCCGGAUAGCGGACUUCGGCAUGGCGUCUCUGCAGGUCGGGGACAGUCUGCUGGAGACCAGCUGUGGGUCUCCUCACUACGCGUGCCCAGAGGUGAUCAGGGGGGAGAAGUACGACGGGAGGAAGGCGGAUGCGUGGAGUUGUGGAGUCAUCCUGUUUGCACUUUUAGUGGGCGCUCUGCCGUUCGACGACGACAACCUGAGGAACCUGCUGGAGAAGGUGAAGCUAGGAGUUUUCCACAUGCCCCACUUCAUUCCCCCCGAGUGUCAGAACCUGCUGAAGGGGAUGAUCGAGGUGGACGCCGGGAAGAGGUUCACGUUAGAGCAGAUCCAGAAGCACACGUGGUACCUAGCUGGGAAGAACGAGCCGGAGCCGGAGCAGCCGGCCCCCAGGAAGGUGGCCAUCAGGAGUCUGGCUGCAGCCGAGGAGAUCGACCCUGACGUCCUGGAGAGCAUGCACUCCCUGGGCUGCUUCAGGGACAAGGAGAAGCUGAGCCAGGACCUGCUGUCUGAGGAAGAAAACCAGGAGAAGAUGAUCUACUUCCUGCUGCUGGACCGCAAGGAGAGGUACCCGAGCCACGAGGACCAGAACCUGCCGCCUCGCAGCGAGAUCGCCGACCCGCCCAGGAAGCGCGUGGACUCGCCCAUGCUGAGCCGCCACGGCAAGCGGCGGCCGGAGAGGAAGUCCAUGGAGGUGCUGUGCGUGACGGAGGGGGGGUCUCCGGUGCCGGUGAGGCGGGCCAUCGACAUGGCGACCCACGGCCAGAGCAAAUCAGUUUUCAGUAAAAGCUUGGAUAUCACAAACGCUAACUGCAGCAAGGAGGAAAGAUCGCGAUCGAUCAGCGGAGCGUCCUCCGGUCUGUCCACCAGUCCUCUCAGCAGUCCCAGGCCCACCCGGCGGUUUUUCAUCCCCCCCCAGUCCCCCAACCUGUGUCAGUCCCCCAACUGCAGCCCCACCCACUGCCCCGAGGCCCGCCUCAACGGGGUGGGGCCGCGCACGCCCAACUCCUACCAGCCAAAGAUGGGGUCCCCCCUCAUGCACCCCCGCACGCAGACCCUCCCCGCCAAGCCCAAAGUGUCAGAGAAGCCCCUGCAGACCGCCCGGUCCAACCCGCUCCCCAACACCGCCCACAGCCCCACCACCCCCAAAUCUGAGCCCUCCACGCCCUGCCAGCCGCUGGCGCCCGGCGUCCCCAACAGCCCCCGGGUGAGACGCCACCCCCCCCUCACCGUCCCCCCGAAGCUCUCCAUCCCGCUCUCCCCGGUGCCCCCCAUGUCGCCCCGCCGCCGCCACCACCACCACCACCACCCUGACCACAACGGCAAAUGUGUCCCCAUCACGCAGGUGACCCCCCACCCCUCCCCCAGAGGAAGCCCUCUCCCCACCCCCAAAGGCACCCCGGUGCACACGCCCAAGCACAGCCCCGCCGGCACGCCCAGCCCCACGCCGCCCCCCAGCCCCUCCAUCGGCGGCCUGCCCUGGAGGACGCGCCUCAACUCCAUCAAGAACAGCUUCCUGGGCUCGCCGCGCUUCCACCGCAGGAAGAUGCAAGUUCCCACCCAGGAGGACAUGUCCAGCCUCACGCCGGACUCUUCUCCAGAACUGGCCAAGAAGUCCUGGUUUGGUAACUUCAUCAACCUGGAGAAGGAGGAGCAGAUCUUCAUUGUGAUCAGAGACAAACCUCUCAGCUCCAUCAAGGCGGACAUCGUCCACGCCUUCCUCUCCAUCCCCAGUCUGAGCCACAGCGUCAUCUCUCAGACCAGCUUCCGGGCCGAGUACAAGUCCUCGGCCGGUCCCACCGUGUUCCAGAAGCCGGUCAAGUUCCAGGUGGACAUCACCUACACGGAGAGCACCAGCGCCACCAAGGACAACGGCAUCUACUCCGUCACCUUCACCUUGCUGUCAGGUCCGAGCCGGCGGUUCAAGCGCGUGGUGGAGACCAUCCAGGCCCAGCUGCUCAGCUCCGAGCAGCCCGGCGUGCAGCCGCAGAUAUCUGGAUUCAUCCAUAAUAGCUAUUAACCUCGGCGCGGCGGCUCCAGACCGGGCCGAAGAAAAGACCCCCCCCCUCCCCCUCUGAUCAGCCCCCACCACACCUAACACAGAGACGUCUCGGAGGAGUAAAAAAGAAAAUGAACAAAAGCCUUAAGACAGUGAUGUUUGUCCCCACAUGCACACACAGACACACACACACACACACACACGCCUCCCCCUCAAGAGAAAACACACACACACUGUACCCCCUCCUCCACAUUACAGGACUCCUCCUCCUCCUCCUCCGGGAGGAGACAGACGCACGCUGGCCGGAUUGUAUCUCUCUUUUUUCUAUGGAUUUCUGAGACGUUUCUUUAAAAGGUUUCUCCUCGUAGAGCAGGCCGAUCGGCGCGGAGGGGAUCAAUAGAUCAAUCAUCUGCUCUGUUGUACAGAUUGAACAAUGUUCCGUGUAAAGAGUUGUAGUCGUAACAUUAUGUUUUCUAGAACUUCUAGUUUCUUCUGGUUUCUGUUUGUUUCUUCCUGCGGCGGCUUCGGUCAAACCGGCGCUAAAAAAUGCCAAAACGAUCACGUGAAAUCGGUUCGUGAGCGUAACUCGUUAGCGUAGCUCGUUAGCUUUGAGUCAUCAAUAUCUAUCCCUGUUCUGUUUGGAUCUAUAUAUCUAUGGAUCUAAACGUGAACUCAUCAUCACAGUACAGAAAACAAGAUCCAGCUGGCUAGCGUGUUAGCGGUUAGCUUGUUAGCGGUUAGCAUGUUAGCUCACAUUUGCCGAUCUACUUCCUGGUUUGACCGAGCUCAGUGUGGAAAUGUCUCCUCGUUUCCUUUUGCACUUUUGACACGUACGUCAGAUCCUGGGUUCAGUUGCGUAACUUUUAAUUUAUUUGUUGAAGUUCUACAAUAUGUUGUGUAUAUUUUUGUACUGUACUGUAUUUUUGUCAUUUUAUUUGCUGUUAAUUUAUUCUCAGUUAUUUAUACAAACAAUGUAGAGAAUGUUUCAAAUUAUUUAAGGAUAUUUUUGUCACGUUAAGUUAUUCGAACACAAAGAAACAUCCCCCCCCCCCCCGAGCGAAAUCCUCCUGUAAUAUAGGUUUUUGAAAAUGAUUUACCGUAAUAUAAGAAUGUAGACGUAGCCUCUGAGAGAGGACCGCCCCCCCCCCCCCCCCCCCCGUGUACGAAGACACUCAUUCUUUAAACGACCCGUUUAUUUAUAAAUCAAGGGGCGGGGUCUUUGCUUUGACCCUUGACCCUUUGACCCUUCUUUGCAUGUUCUGUCUUUUCUUUGCAUGUCGUCGCUGGAAUUGUUCUCCUGUUCCCUUUUUUCUCUCCUCCUCCUUGAAGUUCUCUUUGUGCUUUUCUUUCAAUUUGCCUUUUGUGUUUCUUUUUUAAAUUUGAGUUCCUUCUUUAUGAGAACUGUGCAAACAUCCUCCGUGCAACGCGUGGGGGGAGGUGUUCGGGUGGGGGGGGGGGGCGUAGGAGAGAGAAAUUAAAGCAAUACCGUUCAUUGUUCGCUUCCUGUCUUUUUUCUAACUGGGGGGAUCACACAUCGCAGCAGGUACCCCUCCCCCCCGGCAAUGUUGCCCCUUGUGACGUUACUGUGAACAACUUCAGUGCUAAAGGAAAUAAAUUGUUUGACUUUG